GGAUUGCUGUAGGACAUGCCUAGCCACCUCCCCUUUAAAUCCAAUCUUCAGAAAUUAUGAUAAACAGGAAAAAUAUACUAACAUUUUGACUAAAGCCACAGGAAUAAAGAUAAACAUGAAUGAUGGUUUACCGCAAGAGAUGUGCUCAUCAUGCGUAGCCACCGUCAACAAAAUAACAACCUUCCAGAAAAUCUGUGACGCUGCAAACAAAACCUUACUAGAUCUCAUUGACACAAAAUCUAGGCAAAUCAAGAACGAACCAGAAUGCACAUCUACAUGUUACAGAGACAAUGUUAUUGGUAUAGACAUCUCAGACUCGUCAUGUGAUGAUGAUAGCAGAGACGGUGGAUGUGGAAGCCCAUUAUCAUCAGCACAAAGGACCCAAGGGGCUUUAAAACAAUCUGGCUAUGGUCACAGUCAUCCAUCUAAAACUGACUAUUUGUGUCCAGUUGUUGGUUCAAGUCACAGCAAUAGCCCACAGUUAAAUGUUCCAACUGAGCCUCCAGAUAAAAUGGUUAUGAAUAGUGACAUAAAUAACAGUUACAAAGAAUUUGAAACCACUGUUGAGGACCUACUCCUAAAAAGAACACACAUAGAAUUUGAAAACUUAAAGUUUACACCAAAGAUUAAAAAGGAAACAACAUUAUGUAAAAAGGAGAAACAAAUUAAACCACAAGUGAAGAGAAUUGAAGUAACCAAGAAGGAACAAUUAAAUAGCUAUGAGUGUGAAUACUGCCAUAAGAAAUAUACAAGUAAACAUUCUUAUGAGAGUCACCUCAAAAUCCACACAGGGACUAAACUUAUUUGCCAGCACUGUGGCAAGCAGUUCCUGACCGCGCGCCGGCUGCUGUUCCACUGCAAGUCUCGGCACGGCUAUGAGAAGACAGAUAAGUGCCCGCACUGCGAGUGGACCGGCGUCAGCGCUGACGCACUCAAGGCGCACAUCCGCCUGCACACGGGCGAGAAGCCGUACGUGUGUGAAGUGUGCAGCGCCGCCUUCGCGCGCGGCAGCAGCUACCGGCAGCACCGCGCCACGCACCUGCCGGAGAAGACUGUGCCGUGCGACCUUUGCCCCGCCAUGUUCAAGUCCUACACGCUGAUGCGCAUCCACCGCACGCGGCACCGGCCCCGCAGCAGCCGCCACCGCUGCCGCCGCUGUGACGCUUCCUUUAGCAGUCGCUGGCACUGUGCAAGACACGUGAGGCGCAUACACGGGGAGAUAAAUGUCGACGAAUUUGUAGAAAAAAUAAAGAUUAAUAAUAUAGAAAGUUGAGUGAAAGUGUUGUUGU
Molecule: messenger RNA, 1289 nt
Organism: Plutella xylostella (diamondback moth)
Lineage: Eukaryota; Metazoa; Arthropoda; Insecta; Lepidoptera; Plutellidae
Biological process (GO): regulation of transcription by RNA polymerase II
Cellular component (GO): nucleus
Molecular function (GO): RNA polymerase II transcription regulatory region sequence-specific DNA binding; DNA-binding transcription factor activity, RNA polymerase II-specific
Source: RefSeq, a predicted model, not a curated record